AUGGGCAGUUGGCAAAAUAUUGUGGCUUAUAUAGACCUUGAGGCAGGGUUCGGAGAGGUGGGUGCAGUGCUUGUUGAAAAUGAACACCUCACUGAGAUGCACGUCAUUGACGUUGUCCUUGAACGCUUCACGGAACUCUCACAUACAAAAGACGACGUCGACCCAAUUGUAAUUAGUUGUAAUUCAUGGGUCCAAUCCUCCGAUCCUGAAUGGCUGUGUAGAGAAGGCCUUGCCCCUGAACAAAGGGUCUUCUUUGCUAAAAAGUCGUACUUGCCAAUGGACACCCCAGUUGGUUUGAGGAGGCUACGGACAUUUGAACUUGAAAUCUUGCGAGGGGAUACAAGACGUAGGGAGGAACGCAAGCCAUAUGACAGAAUCUAUGACUAUGACAUUUACAACGACCUUGAUGACCUUGCUGGCGUUAUUGGUGAUGACCCCGAGAGAAACCCAAACUAUCGACCUCCUUUAGGUGGUCCUAAACAUCCUUAUCCAAGACGUUGUAAAACAGGAUUUUUUAUUAACAGAAAAGGCGGCUUUUUAGAACGCGUAUUUAGAGAUGCUGUAUAUGUACCUAGAGACGAAGCAUUUUCAGAACUGAAAUCGGAAGAAUUCGGAUUUAGGCUAUUGUUUACGACGCUGCAUAAAGUAAUACCACCAUUGGUGACCAAGUUCAACGAUCCCAAUAAGAGAUUUCCAUUCAUGACGGCUAUAAAUAUGCUCUUCAACGAAGGAGUCAAGUGUUCUGAAAUCGUUAAACACGGUUUUUGGCGAGAUUUGCUUGCUAGAUUCAUCAGAAGAACCUCUGAUGCUGCAGAAAAUGUUUUCCGCUUUAACCUUCCCCAGACAUUUGAACGCGAUGGAUUUUCAUGGUUUAAGGAUGAGGAGUUUGCUCGUCAAACUGUUGCUGGCAUCAAUCCUUUAAGAAUCAAGCUUGUCACGGAACCAGAACUUGAGAAAUCAGAUUUGACAGACAAACAACUUCGGAAAUCACAUUUGACAGACAAACUGCUGGACGAUGAGUUGAAACGACGACAUAACAUAACUUUAAAAGAGGCACUGGACAGGAAGAGAUUAUUCAUUAUUGAUUACCACGAUGUAUUUAUGAAAUACGCGGCAAGGGUCUCAGAGAUUUCAGGGAGAUUUUUAUAUGGAUCACGAACUUUGUUCAUCAACGACGAGGGAAAUACACUAAAACCUGUUGCCAUUGAGUUAUCUCGGCCUGCAAUUAAGGAUUUUCCUGAACCGUAUCGGAAAGUGUUUAUGCCAAGAAACGAAGCCACUAAAGGAUGGCUUUGGAAGCUUGCCAAGGCUCAUGUCCUUGCUCAUGACUCUAGCUACCACCAACUUAUCAGCCACUGGCUUAGAGCACAUUGCUGCAUGGAACCUUACAUAAUCGCAGCGAAUCGACAGUUGAGUGCAAUGCACCCAAUAUAUAGGUUGUUGCAUCCUCAUUUCCGGUACACUAUGGAGAUCAACGCCCUUGCUAGACUAGCUUUGAUUAAUGUAGGCGGUGUCAUUGAGAGCACUUUCUCACCUGAGAAAUACAGCUUAGAGAUGAGCUCUUAUAUCUAUGAUAAGGAGUGGCGGUUUGAUCGUGAAGCCUUACCAGAUGACCUGCUACAUAGGGGAAUGGCUGUUGAAGAUUCAUCAGCUGAAUCUGGAGUGAGGCUCGUAAUUGAGGACUAUCCAUACGCGAUGGAUGGCUUAGACCUAUGGUGUUGUAUUAAGAAGUGGGUAACACAGUAUGUGAACCACUACUACAAAGAUCCGGGGCUAGUUGUAACUGAUGAAGAGCUUCAAGGUUGGUGGAAGGAGGUAAAAACAAAAGGGCAUCCGGACAAGAAGGAAGGGUGGAUAAAUCUAAGUAAUCCAGAAGAUCUAAUCAAAAUUGUGUCAACCAUAAUAUGGGUUGCUUCGGGGCACCAUGCAGCUGUCAACUUUGGGCAAUAUGCCUACGCAGGUUACUUCCCAAACAGGCCUACUAUUACUAGGACAAAGAUGCCUUCAGAAUAUAUUUAUACAGAUCCAGACAAUUGGGACAAGUUUAUUGCAAGUCCUGUGACUACGCUCCUCGAAUGCUUCCCAUCGAUGCAACAGGCAGCUAAAGUUAUGGCACUUUUGGAUGUACUUUCAAGUCAUUCAAGCAAAGAGGAAUAUAUAGGCCAAAAUAUAGAGCCAUCUUGGAAGGCAGAAGAAGCGAUAAGAAUUGCUUUUAGCGAAUUUCACGCUGGUUUAGAUAAACUCGACCAUGAUAUUACAUACAGGAAUGGGAAAGAUAAAAAUCUAAAGCAUAGGUAUGGAGCUGGUGUUUUACCUUAUGAUUUGUUGAGGCCUAAAUCCGAUGUUGGGGUCACUGGUAAGGGAGUUCCAAACAGCAUCUCCAUCUGAGUUCAAUUUGAUUCGUAUUUUAUUUUUGUUAAUUGCUUUUGUUAGGAUCCACACGGCUUUACCAUAGCUUAGAAAGCGUGGAGUUUACGUGUAGGGCUUGUUGUUGUUGCUGUUGUUUUAAGUCUUUGCAAUGGGAAUAUUGUUCCGCAUUGUGUUAAUCAAUCA
Molecule: messenger RNA, 2553 nt
Organism: Chenopodium quinoa (quinoa)
Lineage: Eukaryota; Viridiplantae; Streptophyta; Magnoliopsida; Caryophyllales; Amaranthaceae
Product: linoleate 13S-lipoxygenase 2-1, chloroplastic-like
Exons: 8
Coding region: 1-2388 (795 amino acids)
Biological process (GO): lipid oxidation
Molecular function (GO): oxidoreductase activity, acting on single donors with incorporation of molecular oxygen, incorporation of two atoms of oxygen; protein binding; metal ion binding
Source: RefSeq, a predicted model, not a curated record